CCCCUCAACCCUCAGUUGCCUCUCAGCAGCAUUGCGAUUCAGAUAAUGGAGUACGUCCUCUCAUUUCUGAAGAGCCAUUUUGAGCUGUGGCAGAGCUGCAGCUCAAUCUUUAUUGAUAGCAACCUCAACUACACUCUUAUUAGUGGGUUGGGGUUGAUCUUUUUGUACCUGAGCUACCUGGUAUUAAAGCUAUUUUUCACAACCAUCUGGAAAACUAAGACCAUCGAAAAGUGUUGGGGUAGAGCCAAGAGGCGGUGGAAAGGUGGAACAUUUAGAGAUUCAAGGAUUAACCAGAAAGAAGCAGAGGAGGGAUGGAAGCUUCUUUCUGUUUUGAAAAGACCCCAGAGCCAACAUCAAGAUAUCCCCAGUUUCCGUCACCUGCUGUGUCCAGACCCUCACUGUACGGUGUGUAACAGAGUGGCUGCCAAAGUCAGUCGACUGCUGUCGCUGGGGAAACUGAUAGAUGAUACUUCCUCUGUGCAUUAUAUGGCUUCCUCAGCUUCUGUGAUUAAGACCUCAUUGACUGUGACAUCUGGCCACUCAAAAACUCGUCCAAGAGGCCAAAAAUCAGCCUCUUUGCGUGUGCCAUCUCCACCUCCCCCUUCUACUGUCUCACUUAACCAUGGUGCUUCUUUACCUGGUUUGCUGUCCCCCGAACCACCAGCUGACUCAGUACCACCAGAGCCUAUUCCUCCCUUGGCUUCAAAACUCCCAGUGGACCCUUUCCCACCCCAACCUGUUUCUAUUUGCCCUCCCACACCACAUCAAUCUCAGAGAUCAGAUCAUGAUCUCCAUCCAGAGUUUCCUCUGUCUGUAAUGAAUAGCCCUGAUGGGUUGUCAACUGAUAUUCCAACAGUCAGUGAAACUGACCAUUCAAUGCCAGAAUCAUCCUGGCAGCAGGCCCAGGUCAAGGAUGCCAAAGACUUGUCCUCUUCCAACUUAGAACAAGAUAGUAUCAAGCAUGAGCUUCUUGAUGGCCAAUCUUCUGAUACCUCUUGUACAGAACAUGCAUCCAACCUUGUAGAACCCACUAACUUCUCGUUACUCAGCCAUGAUGAUCUGGCACUCUUGGAGAAACAAGUAAGAAAGAGGGGUGAUUUCCUGAUCCAGAAGGAAAGGGAAAAUAAAAUGGAACCAUUUAUAAAACAACUUAGUUCAGACCACCAACUGAGCACUUCAGAGAAAAUGAUAGAGUCAAGUGCUGAUAGACAUGACUCAGCAGUCAGUGCAGACCACCAACUGUAUAUAGCAGAGCCAAAGUUAGAGUCAGAUGCUGAUAAGCAUGACUCAGCAGUCUCCCUUUAUUUUGGAAACAGCAAAGGCAAACCAAAGGAGCUGCAAAUGAACCAGCAGCCUCCAUCUCCUAGGACCUCUGACAAUCAGUUACAAGAAUUUUGGGGUCUUCCAUCUUUGCACAGUGAGUCCUUGUGCUCAAUUAUCCAUCAUUCAGAUGACUGUCCCUCAACUUUGGUCAUCUUUAAUGGCAUCUCCAAAGCUUCUACAUCUCAAGGAUCUUUAGGACUUUCCAAUUUCCAGCCUCUGAUCUUGCCUGAGAUGCAAUCUCAAUCCUCAACUAAAACUGUCCCCCAGUCACAGUCACAACAUGCUACUCAGGCCCAGUCUCAGUCCAACCUUCAAUCUCCAAUCCCAAUGCUACCAACAUCUCCCGAUUUCCAGCUUAGGAUCUGUGGAGUGUGCUUCCAUAGACCCCCUAAUGAGGCACAGUGUCUCAUGCAAUCUGAACUUCAUCAGCUAGAAUACAAAGUGCUACAGAAAGAACAGGAACAUUUGUGGGGUUUACCUUCUAUGGUCCAAACGUCUCAGGAAUACCUUUGUCCUCCACCUCCCAACUUUUCAUUGGGGAGCCAGUCCUCCAAAAUACAUGUUCCAAUCUCAGUCAUUCCUGGAGAUUACCCUCUGAGCAGUGAGCUUCGUAAGAAAUUUGAAUACCACCUUAGAAAGAGACUCAUCCAACACCAAUGGGGCCUACCCCGCAGGGUCUAUGAGUCUCUGACACUGAUUAAUCCUGAGAGAGAUGUUCCUGAAAUAUAUGCAUCAAAGAGUUUUAACAGACUCAAAUGGAUAUCUUUGUUGAAGGAACAGAGUAGCAACAAUUUAAGGAAUUCUGAAUCGAGCCAACUUCCAAUCUCCUGUGAGACAAGCUCAGAAGAGUUUCAGUCAGAUAAUGAUGAGAAGGACCAUCAGAGACACAGCCCAAAGAAUGGCCCAAGUGAUCAUCUAUUGAGUGACCCAGAAGGAUACUCAGAAAACAGUUUAGAGUCUGACUCUGAGAAAGAUCAAGGAAGUCAAAAACAGAUAAAUGGGGCAUCAUCUGUGAGAAACAUUAGCUUGAACACGUCCCAGGAGGUUUAUUUCUUGGGUUCUGGCAAACAAAAGAUGCUGGAAGAACAUAUAAGCAGUUUUUUCAUGAGGAUGAAAUGUGGCCUUCCCACCAGGGUCCUUGAAUCCAUACAGAUCUUCAGCAAGAGAGAGGAUUCAUCUUCUUCCUUAGGCCAUUCCUAUGGUUCCUCCCAAGGUAGCCUUAGUUCUGGGACGCAUUCCAAAGUUAUGUUAUCCAAGUCACUUGGUAGGAGCUCUACACCUUUGUGUAGAGACAAAUUGAAGAUGAGAAAGUCAGCACCCAAUUUGGAUCAUCUUCCUGCUGCAGGUGUUCAGAUUAAAGAUGGCAGAAAGAGUUGUCUGUGCAUCACAGACAAAGAAAUUAAGAAAACUGGACCAGACAGUGGACACAGCGUAGUGCUGGUGUCCGCAAGUCAUGAUGGGAUUGGACCUGAGCCAAAGGAUAAGACAGUGAGUUCCAGCAACAAAGAAGAAAGGCUUCAGGCUCCCAAAGUAACGACUUCAGAAUGCUUCCCAACGUUUAACAAGUCUAGAGAGAUAUUUAAGGCAAAGGAGCUCCUUGCUCUUCAAUCAAAAUCUGCCAAUGCCUUGACAACCAACAAGUCAGGGGACUCUGUAGCAGUAGAUGGGAAAACAAAGAGAGAAGAAACUACCCUGGCUACUGAAAUUCCCUCACCAACAUCAGUUUCUCAGGAUCCUAAACUAUCAGAAUUUAAAAACAACUUGAUUAAAGAAUUAAAGUUGAAAUUGGAGAAUAGGGAUCAUAGCUCUGUUCAAAAGCAGUCUAUUGAUAUGGCUGUUGCCUCAGAUAACUUGAUCUCCAAAACCUUGAAGACUCAUGCCCAGGGUGUCUCCAAUGGGAAGAUGGCAGCUUCUCAGGUUAUGCAUGUACAUAUGGACAACACACCAGUCAGUAUGGAACAGCAUCAGGAGCCCUGGGUCCCUAAGCAUAUCUUCCAGAACUGCUGGGAUCAGCAUGUCCCACCAGAUUCCAAGAGACUGAGUCAUUUGCGACCAAAAACAGGAGAGCUUGGUGAAGGGGAUGCAGGGUUGGGGACACCACAACCCAGUAGGAAGAGCUGCCCUGGUCAAGACAGGGCAUUAAAGAAGAUGCUUGGAAGCAGAUCUUCCCCAGCCUCGUCAGUGAAGGAUCAGCCUCCUCCUGAAAAUCUGUUCCAAAAACAGAUAAAGAAAUUUUUGCAAUGGAUUUGUCCUAACAGCACAAACAAAAGGCAAGAAAGGUUCCUUGGAAAGGGGACCUCCUCACCAUCAACUCUGCAGAGCCACAGCAAAGUUAAUAGUAGAACUGCCUCUACUGGCAACACCAAAACUCUGCAAGUGAAGACAGACGUUGGCAAGGUGUUAGAUGUGAAACCAGGGAGUAGCCAUGGUGUCAGAAUCACCUGCCCCCAAGAGUCACGUUCCUCUCCAACAAAGCCUGUGAAAACACUUAAGGCACAAUUGCAGGCCCAGGCAGAUACUGUCCAGGGACAUCCUUUUAACUACACGGCUUCCUCCUGUAAAACAAAAACUACCAAGUCCUGUAGCCAAGAAGCGUCCUUGGCUGACCAAAAUUACUCCUUGAAGAAUCCACUGACCAAAGACAGGGUGAGACAGCCCCAGAAAGUUGUGGCAUUCAAGGAUCUGCCACUAUCACAGAGGCAUCUGGCAUCCAUGCCCAAUAAAGAGUUCCUGCCCCAUCCAAACCAUACCUGCAGGCGUCAAGCUAGCCAGGUAUCUGCAACCACACCUACAUUUUCUGAAGGCACUGUAUUGGGAGAUCUGCGUCUACUCUUCAAACAUAAAAUGCUCCUUCAGCAUUUCCAGGGAGGAAGAUUUCCUUCUACCAAAUAAUUUAUCCCUUUUUGAAAUUACUGAUUUUUCACAAUAAAUAUUCUAAUGAUU
This is a messenger RNA of Oryctolagus cuniculus (rabbit), 4266 nucleotides long. Its product is annotated as spermatogenesis-associated protein 31D1. NCBI's taxonomy places the organism in Eukaryota, Metazoa, Chordata, Mammalia, Lagomorpha, Leporidae. The record is from RefSeq and is a predicted model, not a curated record.